GAAAAGAUUGACCCGUUGUCUGGAAACUUGUUUAUGUUAACCGGACUGAAAUGGAAAGAGCUAAGGACAAAGCUGUCACCCACAUUCACAUCAGGAAAGAUGAAGAUGAUGUUCCAGACUUUGGUUGGCUGUGGGUUGGAACUGCGCGAGCACGUGAAGAAAUCCGCUGAACAAGAAGGCAUUUUGGAACUGAGGGACGUACUCGCCAAGUUCUCCACUGACGUCAUCGCUUCCUGCGCCUUUGGCAUAGAGUGCAAUUGUCUCAAGAAUCCCAAUGCAGUAUUCAGGCAGUGGGGAAAAAGGAUUUUUGAGCCCACUUUCGAGGCGAUUGCGAGAGGCAUGCUAUAUCUCCUGGUGCCAUCUGUCGCAGUUGCCCUUAGAAUUUCAAGCACUCCUAACGACAUUACAAACUUCUUCCGCACGAUGGUUUGCGAGACUGUGAGCUUCAGAGAGAAGCAUUCUGUAAAGCGGAACGACUUUUUGCAACUACUGAUUCGACUCAAAAAUAAGGAAAACCUCGAACCUGACACCUCACCAGAACAACAUGAUCCAA
Zootermopsis nevadensis is the source of this 553-nucleotide messenger RNA. The record is from RefSeq and is a predicted model, not a curated record. NCBI's taxonomy places the organism in Eukaryota, Metazoa, Arthropoda, Insecta, Blattodea, Termopsidae.